AUGCCAGUGUGGAUAAACCAAGAACAAAAGAGAAUAAACAAACCUGAAGGCUCAAAGAAAGAAAGGGUUGAAUAUCAUCAAAAAUUAGCAGAUAUAAGUAAUAUUGAGGAAACAUUCAUGGUUGAAUAUUGUCAUAAAGAUGAAAGUGGCUUCUUCCUUUCGAUAGCCUUUGUUCAAUGA
Dentiscutata erythropus is the source of this 180-nucleotide messenger RNA. NCBI's taxonomy places the organism in Eukaryota, Fungi, Glomeromycota, Glomeromycetes, Diversisporales, Gigasporaceae. The record is from the annotation of a GenBank genome assembly.